Molecule: messenger RNA, 13057 nt
Organism: Cheilinus undulatus (humphead wrasse)
Lineage: Eukaryota; Metazoa; Chordata; Actinopteri; Labriformes; Labridae
Gene: ankrd11
Product: ankyrin repeat domain 11
Exons: 14
Biological process (GO): anatomical structure morphogenesis
Cellular component (GO): nucleus
Molecular function (GO): protein binding
Source: RefSeq, a predicted model, not a curated record
AACCGCACGUACUGGUUGGCGGAGAGGAUUAAACCGAAACAAAAUAUGAUCUUUUGAUGGUUUACCUUCACCCAAGCGAGACUACCGUCGUGCAAAUGGAGUCUUUAAGGUUCGAAGUUUGUGGUGAAGACGAAAUAGCUACGCUGUAAACGAGGCUUCGUGGAUAUUUUAUUGUUUUUUUUUCCUCUGGACGUCUGUUUGUUGGUCUACACGGUUUAACAAGCUAGCGCUAGCCGCGAUACUAGUGAGCUGCUUGAGCUGCAAUGGUCGACGCGAGUUUAUGCGUAUGUCUCCAGACCUCCAGAUACUGAACCGACGGCGACAAAUGGGACCAUCCAGCAUUGGCCCAAAACAUCGCGGCAUAGACUAAAUUUAAAAAUCAGAUCUCUGUUUCAGUUUGUGGAAAUUCAUACUAAGGAAUCUGUGGAUCUGCAGCGGCAGGAGUUUUUCUUGUUGGAUUUAGCCCACUAACAUUCUCCCACAGCCAUGGAAUCGACGGUUGAUGACGAUGCAAUGGCAGCGUGAAUGAAGCUUGGCGUGGGGAGAGCUGAACGAUGCCCAAAGGUGGGGGUUCUAAAACCCCCCAGCUGGACCACUUCCCACUCAACACCGACAUGGUGGAAAAGCAGGGUGGGAAGAAGGAUAAAGUGUUGUCAAACAAGACUCCUAAAUUGGAUCGCAGUGAUGGGGUCAAAGAGAUGAAAGAAAAGGCCUCUAAAAGGAAACUGCCCUUCACUGCUGGAGCUAAUGGAGACCAGAAAGAUUCUGACUCAGAGAAACCAGGUCCAGAGAGGAAGCGCAUUAAAAAGGAGCCCACCAACACCCGGAAGGCGGGCUUGCCGUUUGGAAUGGGGAUGCCAGGGAUCCGGGCUGGGUACCCCCUCUCUGAGCGGCAGCAGGUGGCCUUGCUCAUGCAAAUGACAGCUGAGGAGUCCGUCAACAGUCCAGACACAACACCAAAGCAUCAGUCACAGUCCAGUCUGGGUCAGAAGGGAACGCCAAACUCUGCAUCUAAAACCAAAGACAAAGUGAAUAAACGGAACGAGAGGGGGGAGACUCGGCUGCACAGAGCAGCAGCCAUUUUUACCUUACGCUUUUAUUUUGAAAUUUCCCCACAUGCUUGGUAGCUCAUCAGCGAGGGAGCUGAUGUGAAUGUAAAAGACUUUGCAGGCUGGACUGCAUUGCAUGAGGCGUGCAACAGGGGGUACUAUGAUGUGGCCAAGCAGCUGCUGGCAGCCGGAGCAGAGGUCAACACCAAGGGUCUGGAUGAUGACACCCCACUACAUGAUGCAUCCAACAAUGGACAUUUCAAGGUGGUUAAGUUACUUUUACGGUAUGGAGGGGACCCGCGGCAAAGCAACAGGAGAGGUGAAACGCCGUUAAAGGUGGCCAACUCGCCAACUAUGUUAAAUCUACUGCUGGGGAAAGGCACUUACACCUCAAGUGAAGAAAGUUCAUCGGAAUCCUCAGAAGAGGAGGAUGCCCCCUCGUUUGCCCCCUCCAGCUCUGUCGAUGGCAAUAACACAGACUCAGAGUUUGAGAAGGGCCUGAAGUCGAAAGGGAAAAAUGCAGACCCUCCUAAGUCGGCCGUCACACCUGUCAAAGACGAAUACGAGUUUGAUGAGGAUGACGAGGAGGAACGUGUCCCUCCUGUGGACGACAAACACUUGUUGAAAAAAGACUUCCGCAAGGACUCAAUCAGCAAGGCCAACAGCUUCAUCUCCAUACCCAAGAUGGAGGUCAAAACCUAUUCCAAAAGCAACUCGCUCACACCAAAGAAAACUGUCAGGCGGAUCAUCUCUGACAGUAACAGUUCAGAUGAGGAUGAUAGGACGUUGUGUUUCACACCAGCGCCUACGCCGAGGCAACAAGCCCAACAAACAAAUACCAAGACAAGAGACUCUGGCAGCAUGAGCUCAAAGCAGCAGAAAGACAAAAAUAAAGUAAAAAAGAAGCGGAAGAAAGAGAGUAAAAACAACGUCAGUAAAGAAGUCAGGUUUGGCAAAGUCAAUGACAAAUUCUGUACGUCUGACUCUGACUGUGGAGAUAUGGAGAGUGAGGAUGAUAAGGGCUCUAAUAGUAUAAAGGACUCUUCUGCAACGGGCCUGAAGGAAUCCCCUGGCUUUAAUGCAUCCUCCUCUUCAUCCCAUGGCAACUUGAACUCUCAAAAACAAGUACCGUCAUUAGCAGAACAGCAUCCAAAGCAGUGGAGGACAGAUGGCUGGAAGACUGUGUCGUCGCCUACGUGGUCGGAUGUCAGUUCUCUCUCAGAUUCAGUCAGAACAAGACUAUCCAGCGAAUCGGAUUAUUCUUCUGCUGACUCAAGUGUAGAGUCGAUAAAACAAGUUAAGAGGAAAGCGCAGGAGAACAAAAAGAAGAAUAACAAUGUGCACAGUAACACUGUAGACAAGAAAAACUCUGAUCUGUACAAAAACUCCACUGCAGACAGUUCAAUCUCCAAAACUGAUGGAGACGGCAAAGUGCUGAAAAAGCAUAAAGUGAAGCACAAGCACAAAAAUAAAGAAAAGGACAAAGCUCCCAGUCUAGUGCUUAAUCAAGACAUGAAUGAGAAAUUUGUCAAAAGCUAUUCUUUUGAUUUUGAUGAUUCAAGGCAGAAGUCGCUAAUUGUUGAGUCAGAAUCAGCAGCUGAGAGUAAAGUCAAGUUAUCAAAACAUGAAAAAGACCAUUCAAAAAAGGAGGAUAGGCUUUUGAAAAACAAGUCUGAGGAUAAGGAGUGGUCAUCUGGAAAAGACCCCCACAGAACAGCAAAGGAGGAGAAAAACAAGAAAGUAAAAGACUCCACCAAGGACAAGACAAAUAAAGAGGAGCGGGAGAAGCCUGUAAAAUCUGACAAGGAUAGAAAUGCAAAGGAGAAAGAGAAACCGAAAGAGGAAAAACAAAAGGCUCACAAAGAGGAGAAAAAGAAAAAGUCCAAGGAGAAGUCAUCCUCAAAGGCAGACAGGAAAAGUGAGCUGAAAGAGGAAAAGCAUCUAAAGGUAGAUAAGGAGAAAAACACCAAGGAGGAGAAGGAGAAAUGCAAGAAAGACAAAGCACCGAAGGAAGAGUCUGAGUAUGAAGGCUAUGACGUCAACAACCGGUUCCUGAACUUGGAGGACACAAAGCUGAGUGCCUCAGAUGACCAUCAUGACAGAUGGGGCUCUGAGAUGUCCUCCGACUCCUCCCUCUAUGGAGAUGAGAGCUGGGACGCUCCUGUCAAAGAGUACAAGGAAUACAAAGCCAACAACGCUGUUAAGCUAAUUGUUGAGACUGUUAAGGAAGAGACAAGGAGAAAAGAAAACAAAGUAAAGGACAAGAAAUCAGACCACAAUGAGAAAAGAUCAGAUAAAGAGGCCACUUCCAAGAAAAAAGAAAAAGACUCUUCAGAAAAGACAAAUGAAAAGAAAAAAGACUGGUCAGAAAAACAAAAGCUAAACUCUAGUCACUCCGUUGAAAAAGAGAAGAAGCGGAAAGAGUCCACAGAAACAGUAAAAGACAAAAAGGACAAAGAAUCCCUGGACAUCAGUCGAGAACGUAAGGACUCCUAUGAUUUCAUGAAGGAAAGAAAGGACAUAAAAAUCAAGCAGGAGUCUGUAAGAGAUGAAUAUAGCAAUGAUACCUUCUUCAAAGACAUCGAUGCAGUCAGUAAAUCUUGUGAUAUCAGAGAAAGAAACCAUUCUGGAAAGGAGAAGGAAAAGAAGGGAGAGGGAUUGGAAAAGCGAGAAAAGACGAAAGCUGACAAGCACAAAGACAAAACAAAAGACAGAGGAGCUGAUCUGGAGAAGGAUAAGAGCGAGAAAAGCGCCACAGAAAAAACUGUCAAAGAAAAAGAUGCAGACCGGGUCACCAAAGACAAAAAGGAGGGAGCUAAAGACAAACACAAAGAGUUUCACGGCAAAGACAAAGAUCGAAAGAUGUCCUCAGAACAAACCAAGGACAAGAAAGAAAAGACCUCUCAAGACAAACAUGCUGAUAGGGAGAAGGAUUUCUUAGAGGUGAAAAAGGAGGAGAGAAAACCUGAGAAAAGAGAGAAAACCUGGUACAAGAUAGCAGACAUAUUCACUGAUGAAAGUGAUGACGAUGAGGACAGCUAUAAUGGUGGUAUUUCACUGUCAGACUCCGUCAGAAAAGACUCAACACCUGAUCAGGACGAGUUAGAUCACUUCCCUUCAGAGAAAAUUAGGAAAUCUUCUGCAGACGCUAAACACAAUACAGAAAAAGCAAAAGACAAAGACCAUAAAGACAAGAAAAAAGAAAAGGCCACAUUUGACACUGGUAAAGAAAGGAAGGGCUCUCUAGAGAAACACAACAAAGACAAGAAAGAUUCAGUAGACGCAAAACAUAAGGAAAGAAAAGACAGAAUGUCAGUGGACUCAAACCAAGACAAGAAAAAUAAGCAGAAACUGUUGGACAAAAGGGACACAAGUGAGGAAAAGACAAAAAGCAAAUAUAAAGACAAGCUGGACCACUCUAAGGAAAGGAAACCUUCAAAAGGCAGCGGUGAGAAUGAGAAGUCCCUGCUAGAAAAACUAGAGGAGGAAGCUAUGAAUGACUACAAGGACGAUUCAAAUGAUAAGAACAGUGAAAUCUCCUCAGACAGUUUCACUGACAGAGGUCACGAACCAGUCCUCACCGCUUAUUAUGACUCCAUCAGCCUGACUGACGUGUCUGAGGAUAGGAGGGACUCCCUGUCCAUAUCUACACCUCAGGACAAGUUCAGAGAGAAAGAGCGGCAUCGACACUCCUCCUCAUCUUCGUCUAAGAAAAGCCACGACAAGGAGAAAGAAAAGGUCAAGAAAGACAAAGGAGACAAACGUGACAAGACCGAAGAGAUCAGAGAGUCGUACAACCGAAGAGAGAGUCUACCUUUUGAGAAAGAGCCCAUGCCUUUAGAGGCAGACCCAUACACUUUUCCGUAUGGAGGUAAGGGGGAUGGUGAAGAUGACUUUGAUAAAACUUUGGAGUUUGAAAAAGAGAUGUCCAAAAAGGAUAAAGACAAAACAUCAGGAGUCAUCAGCGACAGAAUGAAAGACAAAAAGAAAAAGGAGAAACAUAAGGAGAAAAUAAAGGAGGAGAAGAAUAAAUACAUGGAUGGUUUUGGCUCUUUUAAACACUCCAAAGAGGAUGUGAAGUCAGGGUUGAAAGACAGUCCUCAGGUCACUGUUCUAAAGGACAGAUGCAAAGAAGACAGUCCUAAAUUUGAGAUUAAAAAGGACAGAAAUCGAGACACGCUGGACAAAGAUAACAGAUUAGACCACAGUAAAUCUAAGGUGAAGGACGAAAAUGAAAAGAUCUCUCAGUCCAAAGACCCAGUGCGGAAAGAUAACCGUCCACGGGAAAAACUGUUGGUGGAUGGCGAUUAUCAAAUGACAAGCUUUGGUCAGAUGUUGAGUCUAAAAGAUCAGGAAAUUGAAGAGCGCCACAAGAGACAUAAAGAGAGGAUGAAGCAGAUGGAGAAGCUGAGACCCAAGACAGGGGACCCCAAACUCAAAGACAAAGCCAAGUCCACUGACGAAGUGCGUAAAAACCGCAAUGAGCUGUCGGCAAAGAAGUCCAACAGUCUGGAGUCGGGUCUGAAGGAGAAGAAGCUGAAAGAUGUAGGUCUUCCAGCACAGAUGAUGUCUCCAAACAGGAAGUUCCAGCCCACUGACAGUCAGAACUCAAAGGACUGGCUCGCUGGCCACCAAAUGAAGGAGAACCUCCCGGCGUCUCCCAGGCCAGAUCAGAACAGGCCUACUGGUGUCCCCACACCAACAUCUGUCAUCUCGUGCCCCAGCUUUGAGGAGGUAAUGCAGACACCACGUACCCCAUCGUGCAGUGCAGAGGACUACGCUGACAUCAUGCUGGAUGGACUUGACUGUCAGAACUCAUCAGCCAUGACUAUGUCAAUGAAUGCCUGCUCCCCAUCCUUCUUUGAAAGCAGGUACUCCAACUCCCAGAGUUUCCAGGAGGGCACCUGCCCAACUCCUGCAAAGAACCUUCAGCUGCCACUUGUCAGCCGAUCUGCAUCAUCUGAUGUCCGCAGGCCCUUAGAGGAUGAAUUCAAGGCUGAGGCUGAUAAGUUCCUCCGACAGCAAAGUGAUCCAGGAGCUGAAUAUGAUCCCACAUCUUCCUCUCAAACUCUAGAGGACAAAUCAGCGACAGUGGAUAGGCUGGAGUGUCUGUCGUCUCCGUAUUUUUCCCCAAUAAGGAUGUUGUCCCCACGACGGGAGCCAGCCCAUCACAUUCCAGAUGUGGCAGCACCGACUCUCUCUGGCUCAGAAGGUAACGAACAUCCUUCUGAAAGUGUGUACAACAGUUACCUACCAAAGCCCUCCACACCAGUGCACAGGCCAGAUCCACAGGAGCCCUGCUUCGACAUUGCUGCACCGCCAACCCCAGCUCCUGCUGCUCUGCCGCCUCUGGACAUCGAUGACAUCUCCGAGCCUCACCACAGUGAGCCUAACCUAGUCCUCUCAGAUCUUCCUUCGGUCACUGAAGAACAGGAGCAGGAAGAGGAAGAUGAAGAAGAGGAGGACGAUGAAGAAGAAGCUGAUAUGGGGGACAUGGGUGACAUCAGUGAAAGAGCUGAUGGUGAGCACUGUGCGGUGGAGGAGCCAGAGCAAACAAGAGAUCCAUGCUCUUUUUCCCCACAGGAGGUUGAGGACCCUCUGAGAAAGAGCUGGCCUGCAGAGUCUCCAGAGCGACAGGAUCCAGAGGUCCACCAGAUGUCUGACACGCACUCAGAGCCCAACCAUGGAGAGAACUGUUAUGAUCACAGCAUGGGGUGGAACACUGACAUGGACCUUAAAUCUCCUCACAGGACGUAUGGGGAAAUCGAGGCUGCUGUUUCUAAAAUAACCAGCCCGUACUCGCACUCAGACAGUGACAUGCAACACCUGUCAGGCCACCCCAACGUUACAUCACCUUAUGCCACCUGGAAUAGUUGGCAUAAGGAGGAUCCAGAGGAGUAUGAAGAGCAGAAGGAUGCUGUGGCAGACAUCCCCUCUCCAGAGAGGCCCGAUGGAGCAAUAGAUGAGGAGCCAAACUAUCUAAACACCUCCUCAUCCUCCAAUAGGCUGGAGUCUUUCUUUCAAGACUGCAACAAGCCCAGCAUAGAAGAAAGCCAUCAAAUGGAUGGUGAGUCAGGGUGUGAGGAACCAGACAGCAGGCAGACUCCGCAUGCUUUCAAUGCUACGACUGAAAGCCACAUGACUCCAGCUGGGGGGCCUGAGCCUGUGGUGCCGUGGGCGGACCCAUUCUCAGCUGAUGCUGAUGAACUGGAUGACCUGGGGCCUUUCUCCCUGCCUGAUCUGCCUCUACCGGACAAGUCAGAGGAAGCUGACCCUCAAGACCCAGAACUAGCUGAGCACAACAAGGCUGUGACGUGUCAUAUAAGACAUGCAAUCACAGAAAGAGAUGACUUGGAUAUCAUGGAGGUGGACUUACCAAGCAUGGAAAAGAGUCCGUGCCCUGCAGGAGAUUUAAUUUUAGGAGAAUCAACGGGUCAGGACUUAGUGGUACCAUCACCACAUCCCAACUUCCAGCAGGAGAUGGACCCAGAGCCUCAAAGCACACCUGUCAGCAGCUCUUUGUGUCUCCCACAGCAACAGAGCAGCAUGUUGGAAAGAAAAGGACCUUAUGGAGAACCUGAGGAGCUGGAUUCAAGUUUAUUGUAUCCAUCUGUGAAAUCAGAUGUAAGUCAGCAACAUCAUACACAGAUCCAGCCACUCACAGAGUCCUCUCCGUUUACCUUGGACCCAAUGUCUGCUGUCAAGUCUGAGGUGAGGCAAGAGGAGAUGUCGGAGCCUGUAUCUGAGCCUGCCUCAUGUAGUCCUCUUCCUCAGCUUCCUGUCCCAGUCACCCUGCCCAGCACGAUGGAACAGCCAGACACUCAAGAGACAACACAGAAGCCAACACCUCCUCCUCUGACGACUGUUUCCCCCACCGCAGAGGUCCCCAAAAAGGUGGAUGAAAUCCCUCAAAGGAUGACACGCAAUCGCGCCAAGAACAAUCCCUCCGCUGCUGUCCCUCCUACCUCCUGCAUUUUGACCUCAUCUGCCGCCACCACCUCUGUAACCACCAGUCCAGCAGUGAGCAUUAAUCCGAUCCCUACAAGAACACCAACACCCACCUCAGCCUCGUCUCUGUCAGCUCCAAAGAAAGACAAAGAAGCUGUGCUUAGUAUCUCCACGAAUUUAACCCCAGCAGUGUCUGUCCACACUUCAGUGACGCCUCCAUCAGUGGUCAUCAGCAAGACGACGAAAGGUCGUCCGCUCCCCAUAGACGAUGAUGAGUCACAUACCCAGCACCCACGAAAGAGGAAAUUCCCACGCUCUGCUGGGCAGCAGGUCCAGGUCCAGCUGGUAAACACAGCCAUGCAGCAGACCAGAGAGAUGAUCCAGCAAACGCUGGCUGUUGUUGUCAAUGCAAUCAAGCUGGAUGAUAUCGAGCCCUACCACAGCGACCGAUCCAACCCUUACUUUGAGUACCUGCAGAUCAGGAAGAAGAUCGAGGAGAAGAGGAAGAUCCUGUGCUACAUCACCCCACAGGCCCCACAGUGUUAUGCUGAAUAUGUGACCUACACAGGCUCCUACCUGCUGGAUGGCAAACCUCUCAGCAAGCUUCACAUACCUGUUAUUGCUCCACCUCCAUCGCUCUCAGAGCCUCUGAAGGAGCUCUUUAGACAACAGGAGGCAGUGAGAGGGAAGCUCAGGUUGCAGCACAGCAUAGAGCGGGAGAAGCUUAUUGUUUCCUGCGAGCAGGAGGUUUUAAGGGUUCACUGCAGAGCUGCGAGGACUAUAGCCAAUCAGGCUGUGCCAUUCAGCGCCUGCACCAUGCUGUUGGACUCUGAAGUCUACAACAUGCCAUCAGAGAGCCAGGGGGAUGAGAAUAAAUCAGUAAGAGAUCGCUUUAACGCUCGUCAGUUCAUUUCCUGGAUCCAGGAUGUGGACGAUAAAUAUGACCGCAUGAAGAUUUAUUCUCAUCUUCUUUUCAGACAUGUCUUUCAGAUCGCCACGCACCUGAAACACGUGCAAAGGAUGGAGUGGCAGCUGAAGGUCCAGGAGCUGGACCCAGCAGGAAAGAUGGUUUUUAGGCUUUUGGCUUUUUUGACAGGAAUGGUCGAUGUCAACGACGACUUUGUCCUGCUGCCUGCAUGACACACCUGUGCUCACUGAGGGAGACAAAACUUCAUCUGAAUCACUUCUUCUCAAAGAGACUUCGUCAAACAGAACGAAUGGAAAGGGCUAGCAAGUUUGAAAGAGGACUUUAAGACAGAAAUUUAUAUUCUAUAGAAAAGAGUAAAGAUGAAAAACUUGCUCUGGAUUCCCUUCCGUGAAGAAGGAAACUUGUUUUUACUGGGGAAAAAGAAAAAACACAACUUGCACUUUCAUCCUCAAAGUUUUUACACUUUUGUUUGAUUAGAGUUUGAGAAGCAGAAAAAAGUUUUUUUGCUUUGAGGCUCUGACGCCGGGACAAAACUCCUCCGUGCUCAGUUGGGAGACAGAGAUAUAUUUUCUGAGUUCGUUUUUUGGUCCCCGCUUCAAUAGACCCACCGCCAUCCCCCCUGGGAGGAGGUCUCAGAGAAGAGCUAUCCCAUCAGCGUGGUGCCUGUCCUGUGGGAGGACUGAGGAGAAGCCUCCCCUGUUGACCCAAGGCUCCUGGUGGGCCAAGAGAACUAGUCCAGCGCUGACCCAGAGGAAGUCUACAGAGUUACGGUGAAACAAUGUGGAUCCUCCUCUACAGUCGGGACAGAUGGACCAGGGAGCGAGAACCAGCUGCUGGUAGUUUGGUUGAUAAGAUCGUACACCCAGAGGACGCCCUCUCUGUUCACGCUGCACCGGGCCUCGCUAGCUUGGGGCCGGUCGGAACGCAGCAGAGGGUUGGUGAUGUGUGCACACGUCAGGGCCCAGCGCCUGAGAGGAAGAGACUGACCCUUCAGCCUCUCAGCCUGGCUAAACAGAAGACAGCAGGCGCAGAUCUCUGAGGACAGACCGGAGUGUUCCUCAGCCGUCCUGCUCGCUCCAACAAAAACACAUCAGACCGCCAUGGACUGCAAAAACACCACAGGACAACCAGAAGAAACAAACAUAACGAAUGUUGAGAUUCAAAUAGACUAUUGAGAAAACCGUGGUUCUGCAGGAGGAGAGAAAUAUUGUUUUUGUCUAUUUCUUUACUUGGGCAUUUCAUUGUUUUUUGAGGAAGUGACUUGAAACACUACAGAGCCAAUAUUAGUUUAAUGGAAAAAAACAACAGAAAAUUGAAAAAAAGUUGUAUUCCGUAAAUUAUGUACAGUUUUUAUAUUCGUUAACCAAUGUAUUCUUGCUGCCUUCUAGAUAAUUUAUUUUGCCACACAUUACUGCACAGUUGUAAAUAACCUAUGUACUGUAAUAUCACUCAGUUAAGUGUAAAGAAAAAACAUAAAAGAAAUAAAAAUUAUCUUUUUAUGUACAGUUCACUUUUGGGCAGCACUUUCCCCCCCUCAUAUCCAUGGGCCAAAAUGUGUACACGAAUUUGUCAGUAUUUGAAAGACUCCAGUGCACACUUCUCUGAUCCCAUCUUUGAUUCAGUCCAGGGUUAGGAAAGUCACCUGGACGUGGAUCAGGACUCAUAAAUAGCUGACAGAGAUCACUUCUGGAUCAAAGUGGCCUCCCACAGGCCAGACACCAUAUAGUCCCUCAGAUGUAGCAGAAUAGUUGUUGAGGAUUUAUUUAAAGAAUAGACAGAGGAUUAUUAUUCAUUGCUUUACUAUACAAUUAUAUCUAAAAAAAAAAUUCGAACCAAGAAAAUGCCUUUUUCAGUGAAAUAAAAUGUACUCAUUGUUGGGCAAAGUCACAUAGAUAUAUAUGGGUGGGAUGAAAGUUAGAUGUCAUUCAUAAGCAAAACCAUUUUAGUUUUUUCAAUCUUUGUCUUGUUUUUUUAAUUCCCAAAAAUCAGACUGAAACUAUUUCUUAUCAUCAUCGUCGAACAUCCAACAGGACACGGGUCAACAGCACUUCAUGACUUGUUCUCUUCUCCCAGUUUGUCUGCUUUUCUUUUUUAAGGACUGAAGAGUUGUACCACAGCUGAAAAGGUUCAUUCCAUGACGACUUUUAACUUUGUCUGUCUGCCCUUUGUCCAAUGUUGGAGAGCAGCUUAUUUUCGAUGUGCCGUUCCAGUUUUACCCACUAGAUGGUGCCAGAGUGUCAGAAAACCCCAGAAACCUAAUUGGCUUUUCACGAGACCUGUUGCCUUUUACUAGAUGGGCGUUUUUAAAUGUAUUUAAAUUUUAUCACAGACUAUGGGGAGAAAAUUUCCCUCAUCUGAUCUGUGAAGACAUUCACACAUUAGCUCCAGUCUCAUCCGUCUUUUAAAUUACCUACAGGCGAUUGGCUAGUGUUGUCAGGGAUUUUAAAAGUAACUUACUUCCUCAUUUUCUCUCUUGUACGGUGGCUUUUUUUCCACCAUUGUGUUCUUGUGUCAAGCCCAAGCAGACCGUUACGAGACUUAAACAUUCUCAGAAUGAACCAAAAAGUUUGACAGACGUUCAAAGAAACAGGGGAAAGAAAUAGCUUAAUGCAGAACAGAUUGGGUUUUUGUUUUUUAAUCAUCCUUAAUUCAAUCCUCCAUCUCAAUCUGUGAUGGCUGUAUUGAUUUUUUUCUCUUUUUUAAAGUGAGUCCUGGUUUUGAAAAGCUUUCCCCACCUUCCACAUAGGCUGCCUGUCUUUGUGUGAGAGCUGCUCAUGUAUCCUGAUGGCAAUACAAAAUUAAAACUUUACACACUGUUAAGUCAGCUUAGCUGUGUUUGGUAUGUCUGGUCAAGUGCAAUGGUUGUUGCUAUUACACUGUGCAGACAAGGUGGCUAGAGAGACAAUACACACACAAAUACCCAGAAUAUUUCUUAUUUUACGCCCCGUUUGUUAUGUUUUUAUUUGUUUUCUUACACCAUAUUUUAGGGGAAGAGGUUUUAAGGGUGUUUUGUUCACAGAAUCCUUGUUUGUGUGUUUUUUAGCUCCGUGUAUGUCGUUUUUGAAUGUUGUUGUGUUAAUCUUAGGGGUUCAUUUAGUUUCCUGUAUAGAGCAUAAACACCAGUGGCAUGUCAAUCACGUUGCUUAUCGAGCAGAAUGUAUACCGUUACUAUGCCCUGACCGACCACACCCUCUCACUAUUGUUUACAAAACAUCAAGUGUGUGUUUUUUCCGUGUUAUGUCACCUUUUUUUAACGGUUUAAUCCCUGCCUUUGUUUUUACUUGUGUAAUCAGUCGUUUAUUUGAACCACAAAGGCUUGAAAUGGUGAUGGUUGACACAGCUGACAGGCGAUUUCUCUCCCCCGCAUACUGCGGUACACCGCUGCACAGAGCAAUAGACAAACACAUCCAUCCGCUUUGAUUCUCCAGCGUGAAUCUAAAUAGCUAACAACAGAGUGAUUUCUGGUUUGAAUUGAAGACAGACACAAACACAUCAAUCCUCAGAUGCACAGUAGAGCACUUGGCCGUGGUGAUACAGAUGCUAGCCUGACGCCACCUCAGUCAGCAACAUAUUACCUCUACUCUCCUCACAUUCACUCAUAAUGUUUAUUUUAGAUUUGUAUUGUGUUGUUUUUUUCUUACUGGACAUAAAUAUACAUAAUGGCUAUUUUUUCAUUCUAUAGAAUCACGAUUUCAAGCCUUUUUUUCUAGUUUUUUUUUUAUUAAAACCCAGACUGUAGCUAUUUCUUUGUUCCUUUUUUAGAAUGGAAAAUGACUAAUACAAAGCAUGGAGAACUACUCUUUAAAUGACGAGAAAUAACCUAUUUAUUAUCUUUUUGUUUGUUUUUUUCUGACACCUGUGGUAUGUUUUUGAGUUGAAGUUGGUCUCCGCUGUGUAAAUUUUCCUCCUUGUAAUGCGUGAAAGAGACAUACUGUACAUAGCUCUGUAAAUAAAACCUCCCAGGACGUUUUGCACCCUCCUCUUUGUACUAGUCUGAAAAAUUGCGUAGAAUGUGGGGUUCUAACAGCAAACGAGCUGUGUGCGCUUGCUGCAGGUGAUUAUGAUGUAACAAUGUAACAUUUUUUUAUUUGUACAAUGUAGUUUAUUUGUGUACAUAUUGUUGGAGCAGCUA